AUGUUACAUCAAUCUUCCUCUGAUCAUUCCCUGUUUUACAAAACUGAUGCUAAUUCUUCUUUUACAGUCAUUUUCAUAUAUGUUGAUGAUCUUAUCUUAGCUGGCAAUGAUAUAAAUGAAAUCGACUCUAUUAAGUUAAAGCUAGAUCAGACUUUCACUAUCAAAGACCUUGGAGAACUUCAGUAUUUCCUUGGUCUUGAGCUAGCAAGUUCCAACGAGGGUAUUUUUCUUUCUCAAAGAAGGUUUGUCCUGGAACUCCUCCAAGACACAGGCUACCUGGCCUCCAAACCGGCUUCUACACCUUUAGAUCCUCCUCUCAAGUUAUCCAAAGACAAGGGAGUGCCAUUAGAAAAUCCUCAACUAUACAGGAAACUCAUUGGGUGCUUGCAGUACCUUAUAACAACAUGUCUAGACCUCAUUUUUGUCACUCAACAGCUCAACCAAUACAUGUCUGAUCCAAGAGAUACCCACCUUUAA
Molecule: messenger RNA, 477 nt
Organism: Neltuma alba
Lineage: Eukaryota; Viridiplantae; Streptophyta; Magnoliopsida; Fabales; Fabaceae
Exons: 1
Coding region: 1-477 (158 amino acids)
Source: RefSeq, a predicted model, not a curated record